Messenger RNA from Aspergillus calidoustus, 4333 nucleotides. NCBI's taxonomy places the organism in Eukaryota, Fungi, Ascomycota, Eurotiomycetes, Eurotiales, Aspergillaceae. The record is from the annotation of a GenBank genome assembly.
AACACAAACUCUUCAUCCCCACCUUUACCUCGGUUAGCUUGUUUGGGCAGCUUCGCGAGAAACACGAUCAUAGUAGCACUAUGAUUUACCUAGGAUGUUUCCGCCACACCUAAUGCCUAGACUCUUCGGAGCCGACCGUGAGCUGCCAGGGCACUUUCGGCCGGGUGGCUGUGGCGAGUCAGGGUCCCCAGAAGCGGGCGAUCGUGGGACACGAGUGGUGGAACCGAUAUCCUACUCCAUAAGCGAGCUUCUAUCGUUGGAGGAACCACUUCAAGCUACCCCAUACACCAGGAGCUCGAAACGCGGUGCGGCCUACAUCGAUGUAGACCGCGGAGCCCGGCUGUCUCGAUCUAGCAAGACUGUGCGACCCUGACCAUGGCUACCCCCGGAACACUUUUUCGUGAGUAUUUAUAGGCUAGUGUCGUGCGCUGCGAAUGUGCGAUUUGAGCCUUCGACUUCGAUAGCUGAAGAGCUUCUCGAUCUCUUCUCAAUAUCAAAGAGGGUUGUUCGCUCUUGAGAUGCAAUAACACACCGGAAUGGUCCUUUUGGAUCCAAGACUGUAUAAUCCUUGUUCGACUUCUCUUCCGCAAAUGGCGUCGAAUACCGCAAGACUCUCGUAUCGGCGCGCGGAGAAUGACAAGGAUGACCUCGUUCAUAGUGAGCGUCCAGAUCUCGCCAGAGUUGGGCAUGACACGCAAGCAGCGGGAGAAAUCGAAGUAACCGACUCGAUACUAUCGGCUCUCACGCAACUUGGCGCUUUUCGAUUAGGAUGUGAUCACGCGUUUACCGCAACCUCCGAAGGCGAUGUCUUUCGUGUCAUUGCAGAAGCGACGCCGCAGUCUCUCGCAGCUGAUAACCAACGCUCGGAUCCCUCUAGCCUCAUAAACACCGUCACUUUGGGCUUAGAUGGUUCGAGAUUCCAGGAUCUUGAUGCGUCUUUUUGUGAUGACCAUUGCAUCGUUAGGGACAUGAGGGAAGAAGAUUUUGGUCUUCGGAAAACACCACUGUUAGAGCGAUCGCAGGCUCGAUUCUACGCAGAGGUUCCACUCCAUGACUGUUCUGGGAGAUUGAUUGGCACAUAUGGUGUCGUUGACGCAAAACCUCACACUUCAUUUUCAAGUCAUGACCUAGCCGCUUUACACGAGGUUGCCAAGAGUAUCGUAGAACACCUGGAUGCUGUUGUGACGCGGCGGAAAAACGCUCACUCGAAGCGGCAGCUUGAAGCAUUGAUUGCGAUGUCUCGAGGACAGAAUGGACUUCAAGCAACGGAUCGAGAACCCCGAAAGAGCUCCAGCAGAUCAAAAUGCGUAUCUCCACACUCGCCAGCUCCCGAUAUUGAAAGAUUGAAUCUUUCAGGUACAGAAGAACAAUCCAUCACCGCGAGUCCGAACGACAAGGCCGGCGCCUCAGUUUCGCACAAUCCUCCCACGAAAGGGCAAGAAUAUGAAGGUCACCACCGACAUGCCAGGAAAUCCUCUGGGAAAUUGAAGAAUAGGGUGGCCGUGCCGGAAGAACGUCCGAUCCUUCCCAAUGUUGCCUCAGUCUAUGCAAAUGCAGCCUCACUCUUGCAAGCCGGCAUGGACUUUGAUGGCGCCAUAUUUGUAGAUGCUCCGCGUCUUAGCUCUCGACUGAACUCUAGAAGGUCGUCCUGCUCUAGCUUCUCUGAGGUAGAAGAGAAUGAGAAACUUACCGCCUCUAAUCGCCACCCGUCCGCGAAAUUGUGCGACGCCCUGGGCUCUGCGUUUUCCGAGCGGUAUUCUGUGAAAAACCAUAACAUGCCGAGCACUACAAUAAACGAGGGCCUGGUGCACGACUUGUUCUCGGCGUUUCCUGAUGGUCAAGUCAUCAAUGCAAUUCCAGACAUCAGCUCCACUGAGCGAAUCAAUCAGGCUAUGACGAGCGGGCUCUCUGCGGCAAUCCCGGAAGCAUCUUCACUCAUAUUCCUCCCAAUAUGGAGUCACGAUAAGUCUAAAUGGCUAGCUGCAAUGAUCGCCUGGAGCUGCAAUCCCCAAGGUUCAUUGGAAGACGACGACCUAUUUUACUGUAAAGCAUUUGGCGACGUGAUUGGCUCAGAAAUCGCUCAGAUCGAUCAUACCGCAGUCGACAGGUCAAAGUCUGAUCUUCUCAAAUCUAUAAGCCAUGAACUACGGUCGCCUCUUCACGGAAUGCUCGCCAACUCAGAAUUAUUGCAGUCUACUGAUCUUGACGCUGCUCAGAGGGAUAUGGUUAAGAUGGUUGAAACAUGUGGAGAGACCCUUCUAGAUACUAUGAACUGCCUGCUUGACUUCGCCAAGAUUAAUAAUCUUACGCAUACGCACAAAGGCUCUAUCAAUACGUCCGCCCAUCUUAACAGCUUGACUACAGAAUUCGAUCUUGGCGCCCUGGUGGAAGAUGUGGCCGAUUCUGUGUACGCCGGUCACCAAAGACUGGCUGACGCAUCAGCUAGAUCUGGCUGCCGCUCGCCAGAAGCAAGGGAAUUAAGCGAACGCGGAGUGGGAUACGACAAGAAGUCAAAAGAUCUCUCUGUCGUUGUCCGAGUUGAAGAGCAUACCGACUGGGAGAUCCGCUCGAUUUCCGGUGCUUGGAGACGAAUACUCAUGAACGUCUUUGGGAAUGCUCUCAAGUUCACUCGUUCUGGGCUGAUUGAGGUCGCCUUGGACCAGUUACAACAAAAGCACCAUGGCCGUAUGUCCAGUUUUGCACAUCUCACCAUUACAGACACUGGAUGCGGAAUUUCCCAAGAGUAUCUCGACAGCAAGCUUUUCACCCCAUUUUCGCAGGAGUCCGUACUUACUGACGGAACUGGGUUGGGCAUGAGCAUCACACAACAGCUAGUGGAAUACUUGGGUGGUCAUAUUCUGGUCAAGAGUGAGUCAGGAGCUGGGACACAGAUUGACAUUUACGUUCCUGUUGACUUUGUUGAGAAAAGCCCACUCACCGACGGUGCCGACAAGGAAGCCAAUCUGGAAACCAAGACACCUCGCAGUGUUUGUCUGAUUGGCCUGGAUCCCGAUGUCGCCUCCCACGAUACUACCCAGCGUCUAAGCUGUGACACAAAGCGCAAAAACGCCAUUCAAACCGCGAUCAGCAGCCUUGUCUUACGUCAACCGGGCUGGAAGAUCUCAUUUGCUGAUUCACUGGACACGUCUUCUGGAGAUAUAGUUGUGAUGGAGCAAUCGAGAUUCAGGUCCAUCGCUACACUUGAAACUCGCACGUGUAACGUUCGUUCCGCCGUUGUUCUUGCAGAUAAUGGGAAGUCGCCCCCCCAACCUCUUGGAAUCGCCGGAGUAGAGGUUCUCUACAUCCCACAACCCAUCGGACCGCGAAAAGUCAUCCAGGCCCUUCAAAGCAUCGCAGAAUCACUGCCGAUCGCCAACCCUCAUGCUGGCAAUCCGGUUCAAAGUCUCACGCCGCCCAUGCCGGCCCGGAACCCGCCAUUAUCGAAGGCCUUCGAUAAGCCCGAGGGUCUGGAUUCACCGCCAGCGAUAAGGCAGAGCGCUUCGGACUAUACACAUUUACCGGCCGAUGGGCUGCUAAAGAGGCUUCAUGUUUUGAUUGUUGAUGAUAACGACAUAAACCUCAAAGUCCUAUCCACCUUUAUGCGGAAGAUCGGCUGUACAUUUGAAACCGCAUCCGACGGCCUAUCGGCAUUGCAACAAUAUAAGCAGUCUGACGGGAAAUUCGACUACAUUUUGAUGGAUAUAUCCAUGCCGGUAAUGGACGGAAUUACAUCAUCCAGCAAGAUCCGAGAAUACGAAGAGGAGCAUGAACUCCCUCGAUCUGCAAUCAUGGCAGUGACCGGCGUAGCCUCUAGCGAAACGCAAGAGCAGGCCUUUGCCGCCGGUAUAGACGAUUAUUUGGUGAAGCCACUUUCGCUUCAUGACUUGAAGCGAAUCAUGAGCGUACCUUGAAUACCUGAGAUACCCUCUUAACACUCUUUAUGAACCAUCAAAUUUUAGCUGAAUAGAUUUUAGAUGCUAGCUUAUGCAUGAUAAAAGUUUCAGUUCCGACAAGCCUGUCUGAUCGACGGGCCCAGGCCACGGAACUACUCCAUCCUGCUGAAAAAAUCUCCCGCCAUGACAAAUGAAACGGAGCUUCCAGGGAGUGAAUCCUUGAUAGGGCUGUCACAGGUGACAGAAGCUUCCUCCAGUGGAUCUAACCGUCUUUCUCAACCAAUAGUCAGCUCUGCCGUGCCAUCCGAACAGGCUACCAGGAACCAGAUUUCCGACACCGAGCCGGAUAUACGGCUGUACGGCUUUACGGACAUCUGCCUCUCUACAGGGCGUGUUUUGUGAUGAUUCACGGGAAAUAGGGGAGUCAAUAUAUAGGAAAU